AUGGCGCCGCGCGCCAAUACCGUUUUCAACUUUUAUCCGUAAACCACGCGAACUAGUGAAACUUGGCAUGACAGUUUGUGAUAUUGUCAACAUACCGCCAUGGAUUCAUCCAGCCGACAAUCAGAGAUCCUGGAACAACUGGACAAGAUUCGCAGGGAGCUUGCCAGAAAAGAACGCAAGUUGCAGAAACUGAAGCGGCUCUCUGCUCAGAAGAGGAGUUGCGACAGCUCCGAAAGCAGCUCUGUGAUCGACGUCGAAGAAACUCGUUCGACGGUUUCGCUCGACCUCCGUUCACCCUUGCGCCCGAUUGAAGCGACGCUUUCGCAGAGUGAAAUUUGCCAUUCAAAACCUCUCCGAACGACCGAUCCGCACGAAAGAUCCAUUCUCUUACGGGGAGCGAACAGUGACGCGUUGGAAGCGGACGAAAAUGUCUAUGGACUCCAUUCUUCCUUCGAUACGACGCGAGCUGGAAUCGGCGAAUCGGCUUGUGAUGCCCGGCGGGUUGAAGUGCAGCUAUCUCGUGGAUCGGCCUGUGGAAGAGCGCCACCGUCAGACGCGAGUCUUGGACCAUCGAAGCCUGAACAACAGAAACCACCGUCCAGUGAUGAGUGUCGACUUACCAACGAAAGGUCGCCUGCCGGAACUAUCCCUGACACGCCAUUAAAAAUCGACUCGCGCUUAUCGUUACAUCUCGUGAGCCCUGCUAACAGUGCGAAUGUGGCAACCGCAGGAGCAAGGCUAGUUCCUGUAUCUUCAGAGUGCGGUCCUGUCGGAAAGGAAUUGGAUUCUGCAACCAGUGUGAACUUCUGUAAAAGUCGAGACGUGAGAGUGCUUAACACGACUGGCAUUUGUUCUCCUGCUGUUAGGCAUAGGGUUUCGCAAGAUGAAAGUACACUGCUUGGAAACGUAUCGGUGCAACAAGUUGAAAAAGAGAGCAAGUGCACUGUGAAAUCACUUCUCAGCAGUGUUAGAGGUAAAGAAAGCUCAGAAGAGACCUUUGAGGCUUUUGCCUAUGAACGCACAAACAACGUAUCAUACAGUGAAAAACGAUUCAACGUUCAGAGUGACGUCCAUCUCAUGCCCACCUUGGAUGGUGAGAGCUCGAACGACAACAAGAAUGUGCACAACUCUCAGAUGGAGAUGUUUGUAGAGCAUGAAGAACACAUGGAAAGCCGAGACACUGAGUGCAGUAUGAGCAGCUGGGACGAAGCCACAGAAGGGUCCACGUUGGAGAGCAGCGAAAUGACAGAGCCUCCGUGGCAAGCGACUGAAACGUCGUGUUCAACCAGUUCCAAGUCAUGGUCUCCCGCACACAAGCGGAGACGUACUACUUGUGAGGUUACCGCACCGUCUGGUCCAGCAGACUCAAAGUGCUACAAUUUCAGAAAGCGAAAUCUUUCUUACAGCCCUCUUGUUAGGAGACGGAUGAGCAGGGAAGCCAAGAGCAUCCUAGGCACUUUCCAGAAGCUCAUUCAACAUGCGCACGAGCUUCCCAUCUCCACCUUUGAGCGGUCAUUUGAGGAGCUUGGCUUGCAUCCACAGCAGGAGAGGAAAAGUGUGUCCAAUAGUGAAAAGAAUGUAAAAAUAUCCAGAACAUCCUCUUGUGGCAUUCUGUCUCCAGAAAAGUGUCAUGACGAAACCGAAAUUGAGGUUAAGGAGAGCACAAAGGAUGACAAAUCCUUGGUGCUUGAGACAGCAAACACUUCCAGAUGUUUAGAAUCGUUUUGCGCAGCCCUGUCACUCUUGCCAAGAAAGAAAACAGAAGCAAUGCCAAAUGCAACGAACUGCGAAAAACGGAAGGCAUGCACCAGUCAAUGCCAAAGGAGAGAGUCUUCUCUUUCGGCGAGCUGUGCUUGUCGAGUUAGUGACGUGCAGCAGUCUAUCAUAUCCUCCACUGCAACCAGGAACCACUUUUCGAGUGUAAAGGAAAUUUCGUCGUCUCCUCUUGUGCAUAGUGUCUGCAACGCAGCCAACAGCUACUGUGAUGCAGCCGUUGACACUGUGCAAGAAGAAUCUUUGUAUGUUUGUGGGCACGCAUCACCUGAAGCGGAACUGACGACAGGGGCUGAGCUCACAGACAAUCAAGCUGAAGUGGUCCCUCGUUUCGGCAAACACGGUGAAAGAACCGAGCUGUCAGGGCCGUUGAGGAUUGUUUGUGAAGUUGGCGAUUCUUGCGAGGAGGUUGAACGAAGUGCCAUCUGUGUGCAUGUUAAUCGAGAGCCUUCGGACCAUUGUACAAAUACAGCUACCAGCUCCUGUGAGAUUAUGGCUGUUACAGUUCAGUCGAAAGCUGGUGCAGAGGUUCGCUUGCAGGACAACGGUGUGUGUGGUAACUUGCUUACUGAACGGCAGGAGCCAGGUGACCCUGUGCAGGUUACACGCAUCCAGAAUAGCGAUACGAUUACCAAGCAAGUUUCUCCUGCUUUAGCUCAUGUAGGUUGUGGAAAGCACAAUCGUUCAUCGCAGGAAUGCUACACGAAUGUGCCCCAAAAAGAAAACUCUAGUUGCAUGGUGUUGUCCACGGAGGGGGACGCUUGUAUCCAAAUUGACAGACAGGAUUCAGAGUGUGACAACGGUGAUGGUGUGUUUGAAGCAGCUUGUCUGGAUAACAGCGACCUGUUCACUCAGAGUGAGGAAAGUGACGGCACUACUGGUGGGAUCAACGAGUUUGUUGCCACCAUUGUAGAGCAGCUUGAUCCGCACAUCUUUAGUGCUGCGGACCGUGGGCCUACUGAUGAGCCACAGGGCAGCCUGAGUGGCAGCACAACUGCUGACGAUUUAAACCUCCUGGAAAGUCAAGCGCAAUCGCUAGUUGAAGCACGAGAGCACCCGUCACCAUCGCGCGGGCAACGAGGUCUGCUUACAGAAGCCACAACAAAAAGAUUCAAAACAAAAGAGGAAAGUCCCGGCAGUCUGACAGACAAACUGCAGAAUGCUGUUCUCCCAUCUCCAUCACGCACUUUUGACAAGGCAUCGGACCAUCCUUUAUGCGUUGCAGUGCUUGCUUCUAGGACGGGCGCUUCAAAGCCUGGCCUCCUUGAUGGGAGUGAAAUGGAUGGUGGCGCCGGAACUGCGGAUGUGCGUUCAUUUCAUCGCGCACCUUCUGUGCCUGCAGCGGGAGCAACAAGGACAGAAGAGUUGAGCAUGCCUCACAUGUCCGGUACUGUUUUUGAAUGCGAUGCUAAGAACCUCUUCACCGACUCCUCAGUUGGCAACAAGGCCUCAGUGGCAAACUCGGACUUGCCGGAGCUUUUGGAUCCACAUGAACUGGAAGGCAUGUUCGACGAGUGGUCGGAAGGUGUUGACUGUGUUCCCAGAACCUUGAAUGCGAGAGAUGCGCGGGACUGUGGAAACACCAGUUGUACUCCUGGCGCGCACAAAGAAUGUCAGGCUAUUGACGUGCCAGCAGCUGCUGGCAACGGAAUAAGAAGCAGCGCAGACCACGCGUCGGUCCCGAUUACGCACGGAGAACUCAACAGGGGUUUAGCAUCGAGGUGGAAAGAAAGUUGCCGUCGGAAGACCAGUGCUCUCAGUACUGCCUCAAGCUCUCUUGAAGCUCUUUCAGCCAUGUCAAGGUUUUCAGACGAAGUGGAAGAAAAAGAUGCGGUGCCACAUCCCGACGGGGAUGAGCAACUUGGCUGCGAGGAGGACCUGGACUCACCCGAGCUAUCUGGUGGCACGUGUGAUGGCUUGGCUGAGGACGACCAUGACGGAGCUGGAUGGGACAACCAGGAGGACGAAUACGAAGAACUGUGCCAGGGCACUGCUCGUCCCUGUGGGUCCUUGCUUGGCACAGGCAAACCACUUCUGUUGUUUUGUGCACUGAAGUGCGAAGAGAAGCAACCUGUAAUAGGGGUACACCUGGUGCAAGCGGCGGCACACCCAUUCCUGGUGACGGUGCAAGUGUCGGCCAUCAACGUCUGGCACCUGGAAGGGGAACGCAGUUGGCGGCACAGCAUGGUGAUGAGAAGGUUAAAGUUUCCGGUGGAAGAGGACUAUUGCCUUCUGAGCUGCGACGAGUGGACUGUCUUGCUGUACCUGAACGCCAGGGUGCCCCUGUACCUGUCGUGCCUGGAGUGGCGCACAGAGGACGCCCAAGAGAAUGGCCAGCUGCUGCUCACCCUGGGCAGCCUCGACAGUGCAAAUCUCCUCUCACCAAAAAGAAGCCAGCGCAUCUACCGUAUAGCCAAGCUGAGCCAAGAGAGCCGGUUUGCUACAGCGCUGAGGACCAAAGGCGGAGCAACACUGUUGCGCGUUCAUCGUCUGCUUCACCUUCACGGAGAGCUCGGCGACAAGACCCACGUCCUGGGACGCACGUCCAACCUACUCGACUCGCUGGUCUGUGUUGAAGGACAGCCCGAUGCGCUACUUGGGAACUCCGCGAAUAUUUUUUAUGUGUGGGACUGCAACAGCCGGGUGCUGGUGAAGAAAAUGAUCCAUGAACCGGAUGUCUUCACUGACUUGCACCGGAUCUCCUGGUGCUCUUCUGACCGGGGCCUGCUGUUUGUACUGAUGCAGUCCUUGGACGAGGUGGACACCACGCUGGUGGCCAUGAACCCAUUCAGCUGUAAAGCAGAGCCGGUUACAAGCUUGUCCUGGAAACUGGCUGCUAAACAACAUACUGGAGGCUCAAGGUCGUGUAGUACCCAGGUCAAAGGUCGCUACGUGGCCUGCGUCGCUCGGGGAUACGGCGUGCGAAUAUGGAAUCUCUUCACUGGCAACCCAGUGGCCAACAUGUGGUAUCGUUGCUCAACAAGUGUCGCCAUAGCCGAGCUCUCCGGCUCCAUGGCGUGCGUUGUUGGAACGGACGACGGCCGUGUGCUCGUGUUUUCUUCCUAGCAAUGUGCUGCGCCUAGGCCUUUUUACAACGUCUCAUGGUGGGAGAAAUGCGUUCAUUCAGCUCGCUCUCCGAGACAAAGUUCCUAACGGGGAUGGGCUAGGUAAGGUAUGUGAAGGUGUAGAGUGCAUAACAUCAUUUGAAUGCCCUUCAUGAACAACUGUGAGUAGCAAAGCUGUGCACUUUAGUAUUUAUUGUGUAAUAUAUUUGUACAUAGUUAAGCACUGCAUGUGUUCUGUGUAUACCUCCGAUGCAUUGCAUUGUUGUACAAUGAUGUUUGUUGGAACACAGAAAAGUGGGUCGCAGUUGUUGCUUGCCACAAGCUAUACGUGUUUGGUGUGCACAAGUUCUCUGUGUACUGUGUGCACAUUUCAUAGGUAUAUUUAGUGUUAUUUGAGAGGCAGCUAAAUCUGUUUGCACUUAUGUACAUAUCAGGAGGCUUCGCUAAAAACAGCGCUUUGUUAAAGAAUUUCGAUGAGAAUUUUGAUAUGUAGUGCAAUAAUGGACAAGCAUAUUUUUGCUGACUGUUUUACUUGAGUGUGCAAACUUGGCGGCAAAAAAAAAAAAAAGGAAAAGUUUUUCUGCAUGAAAGAGUCAACAGUGGAUUUAGUUUAAUUAUUACAUGAUUUAAAAGUGAUGUGUGAUACAUGAGGUACUGUUGUCAUUUUUCUUGCGUUAUCUUCUAGUUGCGAAAUUGUUUUUAGGCUUUCCAAGUCAUCCUGCAAUUGCAGCGACGCUUCCCGGCAGAAUGCAACAGUGUCACUAAUUGAUGACAUUUCUCAUGCAAGAGAUAAGCGCCUCGAAUUCAAAGGAAGAUGUCUGCUUUCUCAGAAUAAAGUAGUGUUGGAAGCCAAAUUUGUUUGUCUUUUGCCCUGUUGCUCGAGUCUGCGUUGAAGACAUUCUAUGUGCAAAUUGAAUCUUGAUGCCUAAGAACAUGAGCUCUGGCUUUUAUAACUUGGUUGCUUUUGGCAGUCUCAGCUCUGCCACCAAGUUAGCAGAAAAAAAGAAGGGAGCCCUACGCUCACACGUUUGCUGUUUUCAACAUAGGCUGUGGCACUUGCAUUGAAAUUGGCAAGGCAAAUAGUAACCACACGUAAUAAUUGCAAAGCGAGUACAUAAUACACUCACAUUACACCAGUGACCUUACCUAUGAUGAGGGUAACUGCAUUCAUUGCUAAACUCGGUGACUGCAGUUUCACAUAGAACGGCGGCAUGUCCACUAACUGCGGUUGUCCACCAACCGAUCUUGGGAGACCUUGGUCUAGUGUAACUGACAUUUGAAUGGGCAAAACAAUUUGCCCAUUCAUCUACUGAGUGCAGCGCCACCACUUGGCAGAUACCUAGCCAAAAAAUGUACCUUAAAUUGAGCCUUACACAAAAACCUUUAUAGUAAUGAAAACCAUAAUAAUCAUUCUGAGAGAUAAUGGUACUGCUUUGCGCACAAGUAUUCAAAAUGUGCACCUUUGCUACAAUCUGUUGCAGUCAUUGCUACGAAGUAAGUUAAUGUGCACUAGGUGCUAUUGCCAUGUGAAUACUCGCACAGCUGCCCUGCAGGGAAAUUAACCAGUUGGAGUAGUUGUUUCCAAACGGGGUCUCUAAAAAUAAUCCUAUCAUUCAAAUUUCGUAUCACUGUAUGGAAAAUUAGCAUGUGACAAAAGGAAGCUGGGAUACAUUCACACUUAUUGCUAUUAUGGCCGUAGCAAAGUCAUGAAUAGCUCUGAGUAGUUGCGAGUGAAGUUUUUAGGUAUUAACGAUUGUACCUGCUCUCGUAAAUAUAUGGCACUGCUAGUGAAAAAAAAAAGGCAUGAAUUGUAGUCAGCAUUCAUUCAUUCUUUGGCCAUCAAAUGUAGAAAUCAACAGUGCAUUGUGGGAUGGAAGCACUAUUUGCGAAAGAAAAAUCCUGGUGAAGUCUGGUCACAGGGUUGUAUUGGCUAAAAUUUGCAGAAUGACAUCUGCUCAGCAACAAACCACUUUUGAGACUCGAGAAAUUGUUUAGAAAUCCAUAUUGCAAUGGAGAAUUCUCGUUUUUCUUGCCUCAGUAUCAUUGAGUGGAGUACAAAUCGUGAAAGAAUGAAUAACUGUGCAGACAAAACCGAGAUAAAAGAUACAAUCGAAUACACUGCCACUAACUGUUAGCUGAUAAUUCUGUGUAGUAAUAGCAGCCACUUAGAAGCAUAACCGUAGAGACUAAAUGUAAAGACUGGACUUGAGUAAGCUUCAAAGUUGGGUUUUGUUUAUUGGUGAUUUUGCAUGUGCCUUGAUUGAUUGACUGUAGGUAAAGAAAGAAAGCCUCAGCUCACGAGCCAAAGUGCUGAUAGGCAGAUAUGCUCCUUCGAGUGCCCUCACAAACCAGCUGCUUUCUAGAAGUAUUGGCUCUGGAUACAUUUCUCAUUUUUUCACUUUUUAUUGCGUGAAGUCUUCUUGUUACGGACCUUUUUGUUUUUAUAUUCUCGUCACUUUUUGUGCAAAAUAUUGCUUACAAAAUGAUCGAAUUUUGUUAUGUAUGUCCAUUAAGUUUAGUUUGCAGUCAUUCCUUCCAAAGAAACAUCAGUUGAGUAGCAAAAGGAGCAUUAGUGAAAUACCAAAGGGUCAUUCUUGCUUUAGUGUCCCUCUGAAUACCCAUAUUGAUACGAUCAGUUUGGCUAGCAGCGCUCUUACUGUUGGCUGAAAGAAUUACAUGUUUCAUCCUUGUCAGCUAUUGCUCCCCCCGCGGGACACUCCCUUAGAGGCAUCAUGCCGUCUCAUUUUUUUUGUUUACAUUUGAUUCGUGCUGCCUUAAGGAUACGACUGUUCUUGGUUGUUAAGUUGUGUGCCUGUAUUUCUACCUCAUGGAACUGGCAUAUUUCAAGCGAUCUUACAUCCUGUGAUUUUCAUGUUAUCGGGCUGUUUCUGCUGUGUUUCUCAAAUGUGAUAGGUGGUCACACGGCAUAAAUGUGCUUACGUAGCAGUAUAUUCCGCUGUUCAGAGGAACAUCUGAUUAGCAUAUAGGGACUGGCUACAACUCUGUUUAGAUGUGAAAACCUCAGCACUAAUAUUUUAUAAUAUUACACGAUUUCCGUAGUAAAAGUCACAUAGAACACAAACAUACAUUUGUAAACCCAUUUUAUAUACUUAGACUCACCAUGUUUUAAUCAUGCUGAAAGUUGUUUUGCUACAUUGUUUUGCAUCUUAUACAUAAUACAUUAUCGUUUGUUAUAUUGAGGUUAUACCUUGUAGUUGUGAAAGCCUGUCACAUUAAACACAAUCUCCCCUCAGUACUUAAUGCAUUCAAAUUGUACUGGCUAGAGCACAGAUGGCAUGUUUCCUUCAAUAAUGUCCCAUACUGUACACUAUGACAGCCAUUUGUAUGCUAAGACCUCAAGGUUAAUGCAUUGUGUCACCUAACCAAGCACCCCUGCAGUAGCGCUGAGUUGUUAUGUUGAAUGUGAGCUUAAUUUGUUUGCCGAGUUACUAAUGUAAAUUGUUCAUCUGUGAUGCUAGAAUACAUAAUGUUGAUUAAAUGUAAAAAAUUAUGUAAAAAGUGUUGUAUGUUCUCUGAUUAUCUCACUGUGAUUUGGUUGUGUGAGUAUGUGCGAAGUGUGCUUUAGCACACAUAGUCUG
Molecule: messenger RNA, 8437 nt
Organism: Rhipicephalus microplus (southern cattle tick)
Lineage: Eukaryota; Metazoa; Arthropoda; Arachnida; Ixodida; Ixodidae
Molecular function (GO): protein binding
Source: RefSeq, a predicted model, not a curated record